AUGACUAUAGAUGCCUGCGAGACUAAGGGCAGCUCAGCUGUUGCUCGCCUGUCAUUGUCCGACCUGCCUGAGGACUGUUUCCUCCCAAUCCUCGAAUACCUCCAGAUCUACGAUGUUGCACGGUGUCAGUUGGUUUCAAGAGCAUGGAGAUCUGCCUUCACCAAUCCACUGUAUAUGGAAAUGGUCUUGAAGAUGUAUGGUAACGCACGCGAACUCCAACAAGUAGACCGCGCCCGAGGUGACGACGAGAUUGCCCGCAUUUUCAGCCGCCUAGCCUCCCGCUACUACCACCUUGCUCACGGCAAGAUUCGGACCAUCGAUAGGUACAAGAUAGCCGCUUCAGAGCAGAGGGGUGACUUCGUUCCUGUCGGUCAAUGGGAUUACCACGAGUCCCAGCCGGGAGGCCGCUUGUAUUUCGAGAAUGCCGCUACUCAUCUGUCGCGCCUCAAUAUGGCUGCGAAGCCCUACCUAUUCCGCAGCACAUUGUGGUCAUACGACGAUGGACUCCUGGUCUACGCCCCCGAGCAGCUACCUCCCGAUUCCCCUCGCACUCAAAUCCUAGCCCUGCUCGACCUGUCCACCGGCUUCCAUUUCUCUGUGCCUUUCGAUAUCACCAGUAAAAUCAUCCGCAACGUGCGACUCUCCUGCCAUACCUUGAUCGUCGAGUGGGCAGAACGCGAUCCCUUCCAUUCUCUGAACGAUAUGGAACAGGUCAAUCGCCACUUCGCUUCAUGUUACGAUGUCAUCGCAUCUGCCUCAAAACCAACGCUUUACAGUGUGGUCCAUCGAAAUGAGUUCAAAUUGCACUUCCUCGGUCUACCCCUCCUUUCAAGCCGUGAUCGCUUCUUCAGUACUCAUACACAGCAUCACUACGCAAUAUACUUCUGGCAGCCCAAUCGAUCCAUGUAUACAGGGGAUGAGGAACUCCCAAUAGAAUCCCUCUUUGUCUGGGAUAUAUCAGCCGCCUCACAGUACCGUCCCUCCUUGGAUCCUUCAGGGUCCAAUCGACCAAUGGACGCCCGCAAAGGACCUCAUAUUGUUGCCCGGUUCCCCUUCAACGAGCUUGAAUUUCUCGGUAUUCGGCAGCACUCACAGAUUCGGUUGAUGAGUCUGCACCUUGAUAGCGCCACAAAAUCUCUGACGUGGCGUGAGAACAUCUGUGAAGCAGGUCAGGGGUAUUUCGAUCCUGCGGGACGAUGGUGGACUGCAAGAUCAACCACCUUUCCUUUUGUUGGUGCCGGUCCUCAUCAUGUGGUUGAAGGUCACGAGAAUCUACCACCGUAUCGAGGGCAUGCCAGCAUGGAGAGUGCUUCGUUGGAGGAUGGCGAGGUCGAAAAGUGGUUCGUCCCAAUCAUGGACGUGGUGGACCCAAAGACUCAAGUUCGAUUGAGUUUAGUCGAGACAUGCUUCACAGGAUGGAUGAUGGAGAACCGUCUUGUCAUGAGAAUUGGAGCACCGUGGAUGCAUGAGGGUGACGCACAAAUGGAGGGAGGUGACGUGUCCUACGUGGUGCUAAAGAAUGAUGUUGCUACACGUGGGAUCUCAGCUAUGGGGAGGAUUGCUGGGGAUGAGCGAUGGCUGUUGGGUCAGAAUGAGCGGAUGGAGAUUUCCGUCCUCCGAUUUUGA
Molecule: messenger RNA, 1626 nt
Organism: Cyphellophora europaea CBS 101466
Lineage: Eukaryota; Fungi; Ascomycota; Eurotiomycetes; Chaetothyriales; Cyphellophoraceae
Exons: 1
Coding region: 1-1626 (541 amino acids)
Molecular function (GO): protein binding
Source: RefSeq, a predicted model, not a curated record